CUGGCCCCUCCCCGCUGCCCGCCGAAUGGCCGGUUCGGGUUCCUGCGGAUCCGGGGCGCGCGGGGCGGUUGGUCUCGCGACGUUUCCCGAGAGCGCUGCGGGUGCGGGGAGCCGGAGUGAGCCGGUCGCGGGCAGGGACAGGACGGGACGGAGAGUCGUCUGGCCACCCCCGGAACAAUGGACAAAAGGGAAGAGUCCAGGGGUCACCUGGACCCGCCGGCCGUCUUUGGAGCCCCCAGACCCACCGGUCCUAGGGGGCUGAUUCCUCCCUCGCAUUUCCAGAGCCGGUCGGCGCCUCCCCUGGUUGCUUCUGGAACAGCUUCCUGGAGGGCAGGGCCCCCCUGCUGGCAGCCCCAGGAGCUCAGGGAGCUGAGGCAGGAGAACCAGCGCCUCCGAGAUGAGCUGCAAAGAUGGACAGCAGGGGGCGCUAGGGCACCCAGGGGGAGGGCAGGAGCGGAGCUGGAGGAGCCUGGAGUGUGGAGCAGGUCCCUGGACAGGGAGGCGGAGCCCCCAGCUGCCCAUCAUGCCCUGGCCAUAUCCCAGCAGGCCGAGCUCAUUUCCCACCAGCUCCACGAGAUCCAGCGGCUGGAGGCGGAGCUAGCUGGGCUCCGAACUGCCGUUCUCCAGCAGGAGGCCAUGGUGGCUGCCAGGGAGAGCACCGUGGCCUGCCUGCAGGGGGAGCUGGAGCAGCUGAGGGGGAGGAGCCAGGCUGAGGGGGAGGCCCUGAGGGCGGAGCUAGAGGAGCAGAAGAGGUGUGGCCAGGCAGAAGCUACUGCCCUGAAGGCAGAGCUGGAAGAGUUGAGGAGGCGUGGCCAAGCAGAAACUAAUGUCCUGAGGGCGGAGCUAGAAGAGCAGAGGAGGUGUGGCCAAGCAGAAGCCGACGCCCUGAGGGCAGAGCGAGCGGUGGCCACUGAGCAGCACCAGCAGGAGCUGGUGCUGGCGCGGCGGGAGCUGCAGGCGGCGCUGGAGGAAGGGAAGGCCCAGACCCAGAGGGCAACAGAGCGCCUGCAGGGGGCGCUGGGGGAGCACCAGGCCGAGCUCUCCCGUCUCUGUGUGGCCCAUGGGGCUGAAGUUGGCUCCCUGCAGCAGCGGGCUCUGCAGCUGGAGCAGGAGCUGGAGGCCAGGGGACGGGAGCGCCAGAGCCUGCAGGAGCAGCUCAGCACGGCCCAGGCGGAGCUGGCCUCCCAGCAGGCCCUGCUGCAGCAGCUACGGACCUAUGUGGGAGAGCAGGGGAGCGGGCUGGGCCCCGAGAGGCAGCUGCUGCUUGGCCAGGUGCAGCGCCUAGAAGGGGAGCGCGACGCCCUGAGGACGACGGCAGAGCUGCUGCGGCUCAGACUGGCCUCGCUCAGCGACAUCCUGGCCCUGCAGGAGCUGGAGCUGACCAGGAAGCCCUGUGACCCCCUGCAGCCCGAGCCAGCCCAGAAGAGCCAGUCCCUGCUGAGCCGCUGGCGGGAGAAGGUCUUUGCCCUCAUGGUGCAGCUCAGAUCCCAGGAGCUCGGCCACGCGGAUGCCACCAACCUGCUCCAGAGGAAGGUCUCAGAGCUGCAAGGUGAAGUGGAGUCGAGGGACCAGAAGGUGGCGCUGCUGCUUCACAGCCUUCAGGAUAAGACAGCUGAGGCCGAUAUGGAACGAGUGAACAACAAGACGCUCCGGGCCGAGCUGUCUCACUGGGAGGACUCAGGGCAGCGUCUCCAGCGCCGGGCGGAAGCGGCCGAGGGUGCCUUGCGGGGUCUUGUGGAGACCGUGAGCAGUCUCCACCAGCAGGUUGGGGGGCAGGAGGCAGAGCUGAAGGCGGCCGCAUCGAGCCUGGCAGGGCUGGGAAACCGAGUCACCUUCGCCGCCAAGAGAGUCGACACCAUCCAAGGGCUGGUGUCUCGUAAAGUGGCCCUGGCUCGACUGCAGAGAGACGAGCAGCCCAAGGCCGCUGGGUCGGAGAACGACGGCCCAUCCUACGAGGCUCUCCGGGCCGAGCUGGCCCUGCUGCACCAGGAGCGGGACCAUCUGGUGGCCGAGCUGAAGAAGGGGGCCCAGGUCCUCGAGCAGCAGGUGGCCGAAGCCCGGGAGAAAGCGGAGCGGGAGCUGCGGGAGGCGACGUGGAGCCUGCAGGGGGCGCUGGAGCAGGAGGCGGAGCGGGAGCGGCGGCGGCAGCAGGGGCAGCUGGAGGGGGUGCAGCGGGAGCUGCAGGAGAGCCUGGAGGCGGCCGAGGGGCUGAGACAGGAGCUGGCUGGGCUGCGGCAUGAAUAUGAGAGAGCGCUACAGGAGAAGGUGACGGAGGUGGAGGCCCGGCUGCGUCGGGAUCUCUCGGAGCUGGAGCAGAGGCUCAACGAGGCCCGAAGGGAGCACACGAAGGCCGUGGUUGCCCUGCGUCAGGCCGAGCGCCAGGCAGCCCGGGACAAAGCCAGGAGCCAGGAGCUGGCGCGACUGCAGGAGGAAGCCAAGCGGGAGGCGACGGGCCGGCUGGGGGCGCGGCUCCAGGCGCUGGAGAGAGACAAGAACCUGCUGAUGGCCACCCUGCGGCAGGAGGGGCUCCUGGCCCAGUACAAGCGGAACCGGCUGGCGGCCCAGCGGGACCCAGGGGAGCCAGGAGGGAGCGGGCAGCAGCCACCGCCGGGGAAAGGGGGAGCCCGGCCUCCCUCCAAAGAGACCUUGGCUGCAGUGCUGGACGACCUGCAGAGCCUCAGCACGGCCCUCCUGCGGGAGGAGGACGAGGAGACGCCGCCAGAGGAGGAAGGCAGCGCCGAGGAUGAGGAGGGGCCGCCCUGAUGGGGGGGCGGGGAGCUGCCCCCCCAUCUGGCAGCUGGUUUUCAUAGAUGUGGAAUAAAGAUCGUUUGCAUUAAACACGA
Messenger RNA from Caretta caretta (loggerhead turtle), 2843 nucleotides. The record is from RefSeq and is a predicted model, not a curated record. Lineage: Eukaryota; Metazoa; Chordata; Testudines; Cheloniidae.